Molecule: messenger RNA, 859 nt
Organism: Physcomitrium patens
Lineage: Eukaryota; Viridiplantae; Streptophyta; Bryopsida; Funariales; Funariaceae
Product: small ribosomal subunit protein uS7
Biological process (GO): translation
Cellular component (GO): small ribosomal subunit
Molecular function (GO): RNA binding; structural constituent of ribosome
Source: RefSeq, a predicted model, not a curated record
GUGCAAGAAGGCCACGGAGCUGCAUAGUAGCCCUCUUUUCCAAGCGCCAUCGGUCGAGCCCCCUCGCCUAGACCACUCCCACGCUCCUCUGCCGCGCCAACCAUGGCUGUCGCGCAACCUGAAGUCAAGCUUUUCGGGCGCUGGUCGUUCGACGACAUCGAGAUUAACGAUAUCUCUCUGGCGGAUUACAUUGCCGUGUCGGUGGACAAGCAUGCCACCUUCGUGCCCCACACCGCCGGGCGGUACUCCGUGAAGCGUUUCAGGAAGGCGCAAUGCCCCAUCGUUGAGAGGUUGACGAACUCCCUGAUGAUGCACGGGCGCAACAACGGGAAGAAGUUGAUGGCGGUGCGCAUCGUGAAGCACGCGAUGGAGAUCAUCCACCUGCUGACGGACCAGAACCCCAUCCAGGUCAUCGUGGAUGCCAUCAUCAACAGUGGUCCUCGUGAAGACGCAACGCGUAUCGGAUCCGCUGGAGUGAUCAGGAGGCAGGCCGUGGAUAUUUCUCCAUUGAGGAGGGUGAACCAGGCGAUCUACUUGCUGACGACGGGUGCGCGAGAGUCGGCGUUCAGGAACAUCAAGACGAUCGCGGAGUGCUUGGCGGACGAGUUGAUAAACGCGGCCAAGGGUUCGUCGAACAGCUACGCCAUCAAGAAGAAGGACGAGAUCGAGCGUGUGGCCAAAGCCAAUCGUUAAGCUAGUAUCAGGAUGGUGGUUGCUUAUAAAAGUAGUGUUUCAUUACACAACGGUGUCUAUAAAUUUUUGGUGGUUUGAUUUGACUACUCAUAUUUUGAUUAUUCAAGUUGUGGUUCGCCACAUAUGUUUCCUCCAGAUAUUUUUGUUUUAUAAGGUGUUGUGCAGA